AUGUUCCAGGCAAGCACCCUGGGGCAACUGGCGGCCAGGAUCGCCAGCGGGCAGAAGAGGGUGAAGGACAGCACCCACAAGGCCUUCUGGGACGAUGAGACCCGAUUCGACUUGCAUGAAAGCACCCCCGAUCCUCGACCGCAUCAAGCCCAAGUCGUUGACGGGGGCGGCGCCAGCAUAAUCCUCACCGGCGCGACAGGUCUUCUCGGCUCCGUGCUCCUUCGCCUUCUCCUCGACGACGCCAGCGUCUCAACCGUCCACUGUCUGGCCGUCUCGCCGGAUUACGACCGCGGAAAGCUUCCCCCCCAGUCCGAAAAGCUCACCAUCUACACCGGGAGCCUAGGAGAUCCGAACCUGGGCCUGACACCCGAGCAGCAACACCACCUCAGCACCACCGCCACGGCCAUCCUCCACGCCGGCGCCGAAGGCUCCUGCCUCAACACCUACGCCUCCCUCCGCGCACAGAACGUCGAGUCCACCAAGUACCUCGCGGCCCUGGCGCUGCGCUGCUGCCGCCACCACCACAUCCCCCUGCACUACGUCUCCUCGGCGCGCGUCGUCCUUCUCAGCGGCCAGACAUCCUACCCGCCCGCCUCGGUUUCGUCCUUCUACCCAGCCCCCGACGGCGACGAGGUGCAGGACGGACAGCAGCGCUCCGAAGGCUUCACGGCGACGAAAUGGGCAUCGGAGGCAUUCCUCGAGAAGUGCGCCCGAGCAACCGGCUUGAAUGUCGUGGUCCAUCGGUCGGGCUACCUCAUAUCAGAAGACGCGGCCGACCCCGUCAACACGAUCCACGCCUUUUCGCAGAAGCUGGGCGUCGUGCCCGCCUUGGACGACAAGUUCGAGGGCUAUCUGGACUUCUGUGACGUCGCCAAUGUGGCGAGGGAAAUCGCGCUGGAGGUUGUGCGGGAUGCGGAAAGGGUGGUGGCGGCGCGCGGGGGAGGGGUAAGAUUCAUACAUCACACCGACGAUUGCGCGGUGCCCAUGGGCGAGUUCCGCGAGUAUAUGCAGCGGCGAUACGGGAUGCCUUUUGCCGUCUCGCCGAUGAGGGAGUGGGUAGCGAAUGCUAAGCAAGUUGGCAUGAGUGAGUUUCUUGCUUCAUUCCUCCUGGCGGUUGAUCAGAAGGGCGAGGGAAUCCGAUACCCGCGGCUUUUAAAAGAGUAG
Messenger RNA from Lasiodiplodia theobromae, 1164 nucleotides. RefSeq names its product Polyketide synthase-nonribosomal peptide synthetase hybrid. The record is from RefSeq and is a predicted model, not a curated record. The transcript has a single exon. Lineage: Eukaryota; Fungi; Ascomycota; Dothideomycetes; Botryosphaeriales; Botryosphaeriaceae. The coding region runs from base 1 to 1164 and encodes 387 amino acids.